Messenger RNA from Xyrichtys novacula (pearly razorfish), 5218 nucleotides. NCBI's taxonomy places the organism in Eukaryota, Metazoa, Chordata, Actinopteri, Labriformes, Labridae. The record is from the annotation of a GenBank genome assembly.
AUGGAUGAUGAUGACUUCGAUAUAACUGAAAUAAAUGAAGGUAAGAGUGUGUAUAGAUUUUAGUAUUUUCAAAAUUAUGACUAGAAUCUGAUUUAUUUUUUUGCAAUGUGUUUGUUUCAUUCAGUUAGAGGUGCUCUCAAUGCUGCAGCUCAAUAUACAAAUACAGCAAUGACCAAAGACAACUUUUUCAUGAAGUGCAAAAGUGCAACAAAGUGAACAAUGUAGUAUUCGGGUUCAGAACUCAAACUUGGGUCAGACUCAAGCCUUGUUUUCAGAACCCAUGAAUCGACUUGGACUCAGUCAUUAGACGUACAGAUUGUUGCAGACAUAGACUGUUUAUUGAUAUGUUUUGAGGAAAGAAAGUUUAUUGUGUCAGCUGCAGAGUCAUGCAGCAAAGAAACUUGUUCAUGGCUUAUUCUCUUUGCCUAUUUCAUUUAUAAUUAGACUCCUGCAGAUAUCCUGAUGCUGCAGAAUCGAUAAGUGCACCUCUUCAUUAAAAGGGUAGUGCCUAUCAUACCAAACACACAGCACUGUAGCUUAAUUGAUUGAAGUCAUUUGGCAAUUGGGACUUGAGACUCGACUUAAACUUGUUGUUUGGUGACUCCACUGCAAUACUACUAAGUGAAAAGAUUAAUACUAUCAGCAAUGAAACAGAAAGAGACUGGAAAUGAAAAGUCUCAAAGCGUUUCGCUAUCACCAACAUAAUCCAUCCUCUGUCUUCUUUGCCCUACAGGUUUGGAUUUAUUGGAGGGUGACAUCAUGGAAGUAAGCAAUUAGCCUGACAUGAUCUUUUUUGCAUCCCAUGUUGAGUUUUAUUUGAAUUAAUUCAUGCGUUCAUAUUAUAAGGAAAUCAAGUCACAAAGGAGGGUUGCCAGGAAUGCCAUUUUGAAUAGAAAACAGUUGUGGGACAUCCCGGUCCCAUAUGUGUUAGAGGCUAAUCUUGGUGAGUAUGGAUCAGUACAUGCUUCCCCUUUUUUAUGGUGCAUCACUAAAGCAAUGGAAGUUAGCAGGAAAGCUAAAUCAUUAAGUGUUCUGAUCAUGUUUAUGGUCCGUGAACCCAGGUGUGAAUGCAAAAGGAGUCGUUCUGCAGGCCUUUGAGCAUUUCCGCCUGAAAACAUGUAUCGAUUUCCGGCCCCGACAAUCCGAAGAGUACUACCUCUCAGUCAGGAAGAAUCCAGGGUAGGACUUUCUUAUCUUUAGGCACAAUUUGACAGCUUUCCAUCCUGUAAUCUGACCUUUGACCCUAGAAUAAUUGAUUUUGAUUACGUGCCAUUUCUUUUCUCUACAGGUGUUAUUCUUUUGUUUCGAGAACCAUUAAAAGUGGUCAGGUUGUUUCCAUUGGAAGACGAUGUGAUCGCCUCGGUACAGUUGAGCAUGAGUUUAUGCAUGCUUUAGGCUUGUAUCAUGAACAGGCACGAUAUGACAGAGACGACUAUGUAACCAUCAUCUGGAGAAACAUCAAAGAUGGUAAAAACAUGCCUAUUCUCUAAAACAUUUGAUUACCAUUAUGUACAUCAGAACUGUUCAGUUUACACCUUGCAAGACUUUAGUGUGCUAACACCUUUUAAAAUGUACUUCUAAGAUGGAUAUUAUGUCUGAUUAUGUUUUCUGUCUGUCCAUAGGAUACAAGAGAAAUUUUAGGAAACUGACUCCAAGCAUGAGCACAACAUUCAAUGCUCCAUAUGAUUACCUCUCUGUGAUGCACUACGGCGGGAAGGUCUUUUCUAAAAACUCAGGAGACACAAUCGUCACUAAGCUACCUGAGUAUCAGGACCAAAUAGGACAGCGAAUGGAAAUGAGCUCCAUCGAUGUAUACAAGUUAAAUCGCCUUUAUAACUGCAGUAAGUUUGCAUGGUUUUAACAAUGCUGUAAAACCUUACAUUCUAAUUCACUAAGGGCCUGUGUCCACUGACAGCAUUUUUUUUUUUUUUUGCAGUGGCAGCACACAUGAGCUCAAAUUCAGAGCACCUCUUGCCGGCAUUUGAAUAGUUUUCCCUUUGCACCUCACUUCCCCUUAAUCAUGACCAUUAAGUCUGAAUUAAAUUUGCUUUUAUUUGAUGGAAUUUCACGAAGAAAGCAUCAAAACAGUUGAUAGAAAUCCUGUCUGGGCAUAAGCAGCAGAUUUUGCCUUUCAAGAGUUAAACUAUUUUGAAACUCAGAGCCCAGCAGGGUAAAAAAAAAGUGCUUAAAUUGAAGGCAUAUAUGCAUUUAAAGUACUGAUCACUGAUCCACUGAACUGCAGUGGUUUUCAUGAACAUUAGCACUGCCAGUGAAGAACACUCUUAGUGGACACAGGCCCUUUAUUCGAAGAGGCAAUUGCUCUUCAUCCUGAUGUAAGUUUUCUCUGAUGACAGGCACUUCCGUCACUUUUGUGGAGCAUUGCGACUUCAGUAUUGACACCUGCGGGAUGAGCUAUUGUGAAAACAAUCCGGCCAAAGGUUGGAGGAGGUUGAGCACUGCUAAGGGGGAGCCAUUUACUGACCACACCACCCUCGGAAAAACAGGGGGUAACAACAAACUAUACAACAACAACAAAAAAUCUAACAGAUCUAUCCUCAAAAAAGCUAAAUUACAAUAAAUCAACUGAAAAAUUGUUGAUCCCUGCCCAGGUUACUUCAUGCAUGCUAGCACAGCAUCAGGUCAGGAGGGAGACUCAGCCUGGCUUGAGACCAAGACGAUGACCCCUACUGCAAAAUGCCAUGUCCAGUGUCUCCAGUUCUACUAUUAUCACAGUGGAAGCUGGUCUGACCAGCUCAACAUCUGGAUCAGAGAGUUCCAAGAUGAGAAGGAUACAACGGGGAAAAAACGCCUUGUGGGUCAGAUCACUGGUGAGGAAAACAGAAUAUGAAAUCAGAAAUUUCAAAUACUGCUUUUAUAAGAUGAGGAAUACCGCUCUACUAAAUGUGGAGAUGCUUGAAGUUUAGUUAAGCUGUUUAUAAGCACAGCUGGCUUUUGGCAAAAUAUCAGCAUGUCAACUUUCUCAUGAGAUAAUCCUAAAAUGCUUAUGUCUUAAGGGUUUAUUUUUAACACAUCAGCCUUCUCAGUUUUGGUGUUAGCAUGCUAAAUAUAGCUGUUGUCAGAUUUAAGGACAUUUCUCACAGAAAAAAGGUAAGAGACACUACCGGGAACAGCCAGCAGGGGGCAGUUUGGGGUUAAGCGGCCAAUUUACGCUUUGGCAUGUGGACAGCAUUACCUGGGGUCAUACCCUUGACCUUCUGAUUGAGAGAGAACCCACUCCACCACUGGGCCAUAGCCGCCCUUCAUGCAGACUGGUAGCUCACAGGACCAUCAUCAUAAGGGUUCAUCCAAAGGGGACUACAAUUUUGUUAGUGAUAUUAUUAGUCACAGAAACACUAAAACAAACAUAAGCAGUUAUUUGCUCACUCUUCUCCCCUGCAGGUGAACCAACCCCCAAAUGGACGUUUCACAAGGUGUCCCUGAACGCCAACAAGCCAUUCAAGGUCAUAUUUGAGGCACGUACUGGAAACGCAGAGUCCUCAGGGGGAUUUUCCAUCGACGAUAUCAAUUUAUCUGAGACUGGGUGUCCACAUAACGUCUGGGAAAUCCCAGACUUUGAAGGUCUUUUGACAAGCACUGAUUAUAACAGUUAUCUCUACAGCCCUCGGAUGUACUCUCCUGAAGGUUAUGCUUACCAGAUGUUGAUCGCUCUGCGGGAAACUUUCUUUGGAGUGUACUUCCGUUUUGUGUCAGGGGACUAUGAUUCGACUCUGGAGUGGCCGUGUCCAUGGAGGCAGGUGACCUUCACCAUGUUGGAUAAGAACCCCCACAUUCAAAAACAGAUGUCCAAACAACUCACUUUGACCACAGACCCAACUUACAGUGAGUCUUUCAAAGAGAUAUAAAAACAAAUGUUUGUAUUACUGCUAUUGAUUACUAAUAUCUGAAUGUAUGUCAGUGAGAAUAAAUAUGUUUUCUUUUCCUCUGAAGUUGCUUUUGACAACCCCAGUAUGGUGGGCCGACAAAGUAGAAGUAAUGAAGAAUCUCUUUAUGUGAACCCUGCCUAUGGAACCAGGUCCUUUCUCUCCCUGGAGCAAAUUAGGAGGAGGGACUUCCUGAAGGGGGGCACCGCCGUAUUCCUCCUCUCAUUGGAAGGUAAGCCCUUCUGUUGUAUCCCAAACAGGUGGAUGAUCAUACCUUUAUGCAGUUUUUAAAAAAUAUGGCAUUAUGCAUGUUGGCUUAUUUAUUUGUGUAGGAAUUUUGGAAUAUUUUGUCAAAGGUGGAUAAAACUUUUGCUAUAAAUUUACUUGGAUGAAAAAUUACUUCUACCUGCUACUUCAGGGCUUGACACUGACCUUUUUCAACUUAGGAGCACAUGUGCUCCUAAGUUGAAAAAGUAAGAAACACACAGAGAACUUUAGGGGAACAAUAAAAAUUGAUCAAAUAAUGUUUGUCUUUAUUAUCUGAAAACAGUUUUAGGUCUUUUGGUCACAUGACAUGGAAGCUAUUGAAGAAAAUGUUCACAAUCUGCCUUUAAAUUUAACACAAAAAUCAUAUGAGGACAAGUUCGGGAAAUAAAGAGGUGUGUCUUAUUGGUUGACAUAAAUAUUAUUAAUUGAAAUUAAUUUUAGGUCAACUGGUCACAUGACAUGGAAGCUAUAGAGGAAAAACAGCCUUUUCCGAGAACAUCAACCGGUAAUUUAUUGAUGGUCCCGACGUUGACAGCGAGGGUGCCCAGUAGAUUUAACCGCGCUGCUCUUGCUAUUCUGUGUUAUGGAGCGUGAGAAGACACCGGUAGAUCCACAGUGAAGAUCUGUCAAAUAUCCAACCUAAAACUAACUUAACCACAAUAUUCACGUUAAACAACAUUUGUUGCUAAGUGCCCCCAAAUACAUUUUACAUUUUCAUUUUCUAUUUUUAGUUGCAAAUGCAAGUGAAAUGGUCACACUGUAAAGCCCUGUACUUAGUUUCAUUAUUAUUAUUAUUAUUAUUUUUUUAAAUGUCCAUUUCAACAUGUUCAACUUGUCUCCAGAUAUUUCCAGUCUGCAACACAACAGCUCUCUUCCUUGCCCAAAACAGCCACCAGCAAAACCUACAACCACUCAUUCGAACGACUCUGUCCAAGGCCCAUGUGCAGUGAGGGUGAGUGCUCCUCUGUAAUCAGCUGUUAACCUUUAGGUAAAGUUGCACUUUCUAAAAGCUUCUACGAGUCUGCUCUAAGUCAGUUUAUGUGAUUCUUUAGGGUCAACACAAGAACUGA